This is a messenger RNA of Neltuma alba, 1660 nucleotides long. Its product is annotated as dual-specificity RNA methyltransferase RlmN. The transcript is spliced from 9 exons. The record is from RefSeq and is a predicted model, not a curated record. NCBI's taxonomy places the organism in Eukaryota, Viridiplantae, Streptophyta, Magnoliopsida, Fabales, Fabaceae. Gene Ontology annotation, biological process: tRNA methylation; rRNA base methylation. The coding region runs from base 27 to 1400 and encodes 457 amino acids. Gene Ontology annotation, molecular function: iron-sulfur cluster binding; RNA methyltransferase activity.
GAUUUAUUUUCGGUGGCCCCGUACACAUGAGAAGCAUGACGAAUUGGAUGCGAAGCAUGGGAUUGGGGGGAGCAGGCACUGCUCUUCUCUCCAGGCCUUCCAUGGCCGCUCUCUUCUCUUCUGCCUAUCAAAAACCCUUAUCCUUUGCUUUCCUCAGAAUAUCUCUCCAUUUUCUCCCUCCUUAUCGCUUGCUUUCAGCCCCGGCAGCUUCUUUUUCUUCCGUUCCUUCUCUAAAUGAUAACGACAAUACCCCAGAUUUUGUAGGGGACGAUGACUGCACUGCGGUUUCUGGAAAUGGUUCCAAGUUGCUUCUUAAAGGGAUGACUUACACUGAGCUUGAAACCUGGGUCCAAUCUCAUGGAUACAGACCUGGGCAGGCUAUGAUGUUAUGGAAACGCAUGUAUGGAAACAACAUUUGGGCACACCAUAGCGAUGAAUUGGAAGGUUUGAACAAAGAUUUCAAGAAGAUGUUGAGCGAACAUGCUGAGUUCAGGGCUCUUAGUCUGAAAGAAAUUCACGCAGCAUCUGAUGGAACUAGGAAGAUUUUGUUCACGUUGGAUGAUGGAUGCGUCAUCGAAACAGUUGUCAUUCCUUGUGACAGAGGCAGGAAUACUGUGUGUGUUUCAAGUCAAGUAGGAUGUGCAAUGAACUGCCAAUUUUGCUAUACUGGAAGAAUGGGCCUUACGAGACAUCUGACUGCAGCAGAAAUUGUAGAGCAGGCUGUUUUUGCUCGACGUCUUCUUACAAGUGAAGUUGGCUUAAUCACAAAUGUUGUCUUUAUGGGCAUGGGAGAACCACUUCAUAACGUUGAUAAUGUGAUUAAAGCUGCAGAUAUUAUGGUGCAUGAACAAGGGCUUCAUUUCAGCCCUCGCAAGGUCACUGUUUCAACCAGUGGUCUUGUUCCACAGCUCAGACGUUUUCUUCAUGAAUCAAACUGUGCAUUAGCUGUUAGUUUGAAUGCAACAACCGAUGAGGUAAGAAACUGGAUCAUGCCAAUAAACCGCAAGUACAAAUUGGAUUUGCUUCUUCAAACCCUUCGGGAGGAGCUACGAUUUAAACAUAACUAUAAAGUUCUAUUUGAAUAUGUGAUGCUCGCUGGAGUUAAUUGCAGUGAUGAGGAUGCAAAGAGGCUUAUUGGUCUUGUAAAGGGGAUUCCUUGCAAGGUUAACCUAAUCUCCUUCAAUCCUCAUAGUGGAUCACUGUUCAGACCAACUAAAGAGGAAAGGAUUAUCGAAUUCCGAAACAAACUAGCCGAAGCUGGCUGCACGGUCUUUUUGCGACUGAGUAGAGGGGAUGAUCAGAUGGCUGCCUGUGGUCAACUUGGUAAGCCCGGCACAAUUCAGGCUCCAUUGCUCCGAGUACCUCCGCAAUUCCAAAUGGCACUUGGAAGCACGGCUUGAAUCUUCAUUGUAUUUUAGAUUGUAGAUUAUAGUUGAUAUAUUCACACAUUGGGGCAGGCAACUAAAUAUGUAACUUUGAUGUUUCGGAACUUGUAAAUUCGUUUGAGUGAGGUCUAACGUAGUAAGCAAUGCCUACUCAUGAAUGCUAUGUUGGACAAGACUAGGGAGAUAGACGUAUUUAAGGAUGUCCAAUUCAAUGUUGUAAUUGUCAAUUUUAUGGUGAAUUUAUUUUCAAUGGGAAGAAGCCAAAUUUGCUCUAA